Molecule: messenger RNA, 3136 nt
Organism: Macrobrachium nipponense
Lineage: Eukaryota; Metazoa; Arthropoda; Malacostraca; Decapoda; Palaemonidae
Exons: 6
Coding region: 1167-2480 (437 amino acids)
Biological process (GO): regulation of transcription by RNA polymerase II
Cellular component (GO): nucleus
Molecular function (GO): DNA-binding transcription factor activity, RNA polymerase II-specific; RNA polymerase II cis-regulatory region sequence-specific DNA binding
Source: RefSeq, a predicted model, not a curated record
CCCCCCCCCUCAUAUCUCUCUCUCUCUCUCUCUCUCUCUCUCUCUCUCUCUCUCUCUCUCUCUGUGCCUGUUUCUCUGUGCCUCCCCUCCUCUCAACCUCUUGGCGCCAGCAUCACAAGAAGAUAAUAAGGUGCAGGUGACAUAGCUCGAGGAAGAGGAGUAGGUGGAGAAGGAGAAGGAGACGGAGGAGGAGGAGGAGGGGGGAGAAAGAGGAAGGGGAGGAGGAGGUGGAGGAAGAGCACUGAGGGGGUACACACCCAACCACAGACCUGCCACGAAGCAUUGUGUAUGUGUAUGUGUAUCUGUACGAGUAUGUGUGCGGACAAAGAAAUAGUCCAUAUUAUCCUGGGAAUGUCCAACAGCCUCGCAAACGAUCCAAAGAGAGCAAACCCGAAUAUGAGGCUGACAGACAAAAUCUGAAGCUUUCUUAACUGACGGUGAGAGAAAAAGAAAGGAGAAGCGAAGAGGGUCCUGAGCCACCAAAUUCCCCUCACCGAGUGGAGAGGUUCCCUUCUGGGGGAAGGGGAAUCGGUGAGUUGGUCGGGUGCCGAAGAAGCGUCGCAAGAAGUAGUAGUAAGGUCGAGUAUCUCCUCUGUCGGUCAUGUCAGAGUAAUUGAGAGUGACAUCCGCAGGGCAGUGCCAACCCUGUGCCCCGCCACGUCUUCUCUGCCUCGCUCCUUCUCAAGUCAGUCUUGAAACUAAAGAUAGUCAGGAACAAACCACACAAAAUUAUACUCUUUUUCUCACCACUCCGCGUUCGAGGAAUAUCCGUUUAUUCAUGAUCAUUGAUUCGGGCAGCGUGCAACAAAAGUGCUUUUCGUAUAUCAUGUGGAAUAGUUGUGCGAAGAAUUCUCGUGUCAAAUUAUCAGAUGUCUCAUCUAAUCAUGAUCACUUACGCCCUUGCAAGAAUGUGAGUUCAACGUGAAGAAUACUAAUAAUAGUUCUUUCCGAAUUAAUUUCUAAAAACCAUAACUCCUUUAGCGAAGCUAAAGUUCAAGUUUAGUGAAAUCGACUUGGAAAAAUUCCCUGCAAAAUGUUCUAGUUGUGUUCUGGUUGAAUUUCAGGCUAAAAAUAUACUACGGAGAGAAUGAAUCAAUGAAUGAAUGAUUGAAUGAGUGAAUGACACCUACUAUCAAGCAAUAUUAAAAAAGCGUCACUAGUUCAUUAUGAUGAGUUAUAACGUCGCCGGGACCACCGGCAGCGAGAUCGGUUACCUGGACAAAAUGAGUCCCGGUUCGCCCACCGGGGAACACAAGCGGUUCACAGUCAGCCACCUCUUGGACCUGCCGGACCUGGUCAGACUGCCCCCACAAACUUCGGCCGCCUUCGGCCACGACAUCGCCGCUCUUCACGCCCACCAGGCGCACGACCUCUCCACUCUACAGCAGCUGCAGGGCAGUGCUCACUUCUACCACAACGCUCGCCCUCCGCUGCUCACCCAUCACCACCACCAAGGACAACCCCACCAACAGCAACAGCAACAGCAACAGCAGCAGGUAACGGCUGCACUACAGCAACAAGCGGUGGACUGUACAGCAGCUCAGCAACAUCUCCAUAACCAACAGAAACAGCAUCAGCAGCAGCAGCAGCAGCAACAACAACAGCUGCAUCACCAGCAGCAGCAGCAGCAGCAGCAACAAGCCCAAAAUCAACAUGUGAUAACCUCCCAAGGCCGAGUGCAGCAGCAGCAGCAGCAGCAGCAGCAGCAACAACAACAACAGCAACCACAACACAGGCAACCUGGACAAAGCGUCGGUCCAGACAAGACGUCCAGCCCCAAUGUCCCCAAAACCGAACGAUCGCCAGCAUCCGCCCAAGAUACCGAUAGAAGCGACGAUGAGGAGGCUGACGGCCGGAAGAAGAAACCCAGGAGAAACCGUACCACCUUCACAUCUGUUCAACUGACGGCACUCGAGAAGGUGUUCGAGAGAACCCACUACCCGGAUGCCUUCGUCAGGGAGGAGCUUGCCAAGAGAACCAAUCUCAGUGAAGCAAGAGUUCAGGUAUGGUUUCAAAACAGGCGGGCCAAGUUCAGACGAAAUGAGCGAAGCGUUCUAGCCCAGCGUUCCACAUCUUUCCGUCCAGCUGAUUCAACGCCUUCUAUGGCUCCUACAACAGGCCCGGUAGAGCAACCACUGGCACCCAGGCCUACCGGUAAUACCAGUAUGGCCAUGUGUGACUACAGUGGGUAUGGCAGUGUGGGCGUAGGCAUUGGCAUGGGAGUUGGAGUGGGCCCUUGGAAAGGAUCAACUGGCGCUGUGGGAACAACUACACCGCCGUACUUGUCUCAUUUUCCCCCGACAAGCUCUCCUACGCCCAUGUGCACAUCUUUACCACCCGGCUUGGCUGGGAGCUACGGAAGCACCAUGGCAAAUGCAGGGCAGAUGGGAGGGAGCUACAUGGGGUCUUCCUUAGCCAACCUGCGACUCCGAGCACAUGAAUAUUCUCUACACCAAGGACAAGUAUCUGGGCAAAUGUGAUGACUGUCCUCGACUUGGAGCAGCUGCCAUCCACUUGCAAAACUUUGUCCUUCAAAGGUGUUAUGCCACGAAUAAAAAGUGCCUGGAAAAUAAGCAGUGUUUUUGCAGUAACUAAUGAAUAAGCGUGUCUACAACUUGAAAACUAAACCAACGACAUACUGAUGUGUUGAAUAUGUGUUUAUGUUACGAUCUGAAAAAGUAUACAGGUGAAUUUUCAUUUAAAUACCCAGGCAUCAAACACUGUUUAGACAAGAACUUGGGUAUGUGCCUAAGCUGUGUUCUUCAAGUUUUAGCUAACCAAUUCUCUCACAUUGUGCACAACACAGGUAUUUAAGCAAGCACAUCAUCAACGCAGCUGUAACAAGUAAAAUAACAAUUGACAUGAAGGUGUGAUCAAAUUCAGGAUAAAAUUCCUUUCAAAAAAAAGGACAAAACUAAGAAAUUACAAAAAUGAAAAGAAGUAAGUGUACAUAAAAAUAAUUAACAAUGCAUUGUCCAAAAAAAUCAGUGCCUAUGUGGAGUAAGACGUUUUCAAGACUAAACGGUAUUAAGGAAAAAUAUGUAUAGUAUUAGAUUCUUAUCAGAUGUUAAUUUUCCCAUCAUAUUCUUAUAUUUGAUUAGGAAUAAAUACGAGUGACUAUGCUUGCGUGCAGUGA